Hevea brasiliensis (rubber tree) is the source of this 1661-nucleotide messenger RNA. RefSeq names its product E3 ubiquitin-protein ligase PUB23-like. The record is from RefSeq and is a predicted model, not a curated record. Gene Ontology annotation, biological process: protein ubiquitination. The coding region runs from base 173 to 1417 and encodes 414 amino acids. The transcript has a single exon. Lineage: Eukaryota; Viridiplantae; Streptophyta; Magnoliopsida; Malpighiales; Euphorbiaceae. Gene Ontology annotation, molecular function: ubiquitin protein ligase activity.
ACUCCGAACUUCAAAACUACUUCUCAACAGCUACUACCAGAAAUUCUCCUAACUUCCUCUCUAUUUUUUUUUCAGAUUUCACACCAAACAUUUUCUGGGUUUUUCUUCAAAUCAUUCAUCUGUUUGUUUUUUAGUUCUUCAGCUUGUCAUCAUCAGCAGCAGCUUCUGAUUAAUGGAAGAGAUUGAUGUCCCUCCAUUUUUCCUCUGCCCUAUUUCUCUCCAAAUCAUGAAAGACCCAGUUACUGUGCCAACUGGGAUAACCUAUGAUCGCGAGAGCAUAGAGAAAUGGCUAUUCUCAGGCAAGAACAACACAUGUCCAGUCACAAAACAAGUCAUCUCAGAUUGUGACCUAACACCAAAUCUAACUCUUAUGCGAUUGAUACAAGCUUGGUGUACUCUCAAUGCUUCUCAUGGAAUAGAAAGAAUCCCAACUCCCAAACCUCCAAUCAGCAAGGCACAGAUAGCUAAGCUCAUUAAAGAUGCCACCAAAUCACCCCAGCAGCUGAUCACUUGUCUAAAGAAGCUACGUUCACUAGCUACCAUGAAUGAUACAAACAAGAGAUCCAUGGAGGCUGCAGGUGCUGUAGAGUUCUUGGCUUCAAUUGUGAAUGACUUGAGCUCUUUAUCCUUUGAAGAAUCAACUUCAGAUGGAGAUGGGAUUGUGGUCAUAACACCAAGUGAUGAGGCCUUAAGCAUUCUCUACAGUCUUCAAUUAUCCGAAUCCGGGCUCAAGAUUCUUAUAGGCAAAAAUGGGGAGAUCAUUCAGUCGUUAACCAACGUCUUGCAAAAUGGGAACUACGAGUCUCGAGCUUAUGCAGUGUUAUUGUUGAAAUCAAUCUUCGAGGUUGCUGAUCCAAUGCAACUUAUCAACCUGAGAACUCAACUCUUCGUGGAGAUAGUCCAAGUUUUAAUCGACCAAAUCUCUCACCAAGCCUCCAAAGCUGCAUUGAAACUCCUAAUAAGUCUUUGUCCGUGGGGGAGAAACAGAAUCAGAGCAGUUGAAGCCAACGCAGUGUCUGUUCUGAUCGAUCUUCUUCUUGAUUCAACGGAGAAAAGGGCUUGUGAAAUGGCACUAACUGUGCUGGAUUUGCUAUGUCAAUGCGCAGAAGGCAGAGCUGAAUUGUUAAGGCACGGGGCUGGGCUAGCAGUUGUUUCAAAGAAGAUACUUAGAGUUUCUCAAGUGGCAAGCGAGAAAGCAGUGAGGAUUCUCGUAUCUGUUUCAAAGUUCUCAGCAACUUCAGGUGUUCUUCAAGAGAUGUUGCAGAUAGGUGUUGUAGCCAAGUUGUGUUUGGUUCUUCAAGUGGAUUGUGGAAGAAAGACCAAAGACAAGGCUAGAGAGGUGCUUAAAAUGCAUGCUAGAGUUUGGAAAAAUUCUCCUUGCGUACCUCCAAAUCUGCUCUCUUUUUAUCCAGAUUGAGACAAAGAGAGACUAAUUAAUCAGUCUUCCCUUCAUUGUCAUUAAGAUUAAUUAGAAUGUAGUGUACAUUAUUAACUAUUAUUUAUGGAUUAUUGAUUAUUAUUAGAAAGAAGAAAAAACAAUACCAUACAAAUUUGGAUACAAAAGUGGUGUCCAAUAGUAUGCAUGUUUCAUGGGAAAUGAGAUUUUGUUCUAUUUUGAGGAAAUUAAUGAUUAUUAACAAGUUGAGAGAUCUUUAUAGUCA